This is a messenger RNA of Trichoplax adhaerens, 1000 nucleotides long. RefSeq lists its product as hypothetical. The record is from RefSeq and is a predicted model, not a curated record. Bases 1 to 816 code for a protein of 271 amino acids. NCBI's taxonomy places the organism in Eukaryota, Metazoa, Placozoa, Uniplacotomia, Trichoplacea, Trichoplacidae. The transcript is spliced from 5 exons.
AUGGCUAAUCCAAAUCAACCACAAGCUAUACAUCAACCCCAGCAGACACAACAAGUAGUCUACCAAACUUGUUGUAGUCCAAUUGGUAAAACUUUAACGCCAAAAAUGCAGACUGUGGCCACGGCCAUUGGUAUCACCAUGCUUAUUAAUGGUAUAAUUAGUUUGACUGUUGGCAUCGUUGGAUUUUUUACCACCAGCAGCUACUACAAUUUCUAUCAUCCAUUACAUAGCGUUGCUCGUCGUACCUCAAUCAUUUAUCACUAUUACAACCUAGCAGUUUAUAUUGGCCCUAACAUUUGGGUUGGAAUUCCUUACAUCUUAUGCGGCAUCUUUGGAAUCGUAUCCCAGAAAAACCGAAUCAACCAUCAUUUGGUCAACUCUUUUUUUGCCUUUUCGAUAAUCAGUUUCAUCUUGUCCAUCUUUCACUUUGGCAUAAGCCUUGGCACUAUGUUUGAUUACCAUGCUAGGUAUAGCAUUUGGUUCAACAUCGUUUCCAUUCUUACUUCAAUUGCGGGAUUUUCUCUAGCCUUGACCUGUAUUAUCAUCUUAGGUCAUCAUAUUUACUGCGGACCUAGCCACAACCAUAACGCGAUAACCGUUUACUAUCAAGGAGCAGCAGCUCAGCCAGUCACAAUUCAGCAAUACCCUGGACAAAUAGCUACCGGAUAUCCAGCCGGUCAGCCAGUGUAUAUGCAAGCUGUAGCUAUGCCACAAACUUCAAUGACUACUAAAGUGCCUAUAGAUCAAGUAGCACAACCUCCACAAUACGCCAAUUUCCAACCUUCGACAACAACACAAAUUCCUGCAAGCAGAUAAAUAUUUGUAAAAUUGUAAAUUAACACGACUAAAUACCGAAAUAAUAAUUAAUUAAGUAAAUACUUCAAUUAGAAUAAAGGGUCUGCAGUUUAAAGCUAUCACUAGUAACAAUCUUACAAUGUCAUCUUAUGAUAUAAAUUCUCGUGUUAAUUUUACGUGGUCAACUCAGAAUUAAAUGUUUUCG